This is a messenger RNA of Linum trigynum, 3831 nucleotides long. The record is from the annotation of a GenBank genome assembly. Lineage: Eukaryota; Viridiplantae; Streptophyta; Magnoliopsida; Malpighiales; Linaceae.
GGUAUCAAAAUAUAAUUGUAAAUUAUAUUUUUCAUCAAAAUAUUAAAUUUAUGUAUAAAAUUAUAAAAAAUAAAUUUAUUUAUAAUAAUUUCUAACAAUCCGUGAUUCCACCAGUACAAUUGAAUAUGAAUUAAAUGUAAUAGAUUUAAAUGAAUUAUAAUAACUGGAUACUUCAAAUUGAUCAAUUUAUCCAAAUUGCUAACUACACAUGCAACUACAUGCUACCUAAGUGAGAUUGUGAGAAUUGAUUGCAUGUUGUCAAAUUAAAGGUUUGACAAGGUAAAUUCAGGGGUGAUCAAAUCAAAGAUGAUAAAUUAUUUUUGAUGGCAACGAGCUAAGCUCAAUGAUCUUGUGUCAAAAUCAUUGAGCAAUUUUAAAAAAAUAUUUCAGCACUCCAUAGAUUUAGUUUUAUUAUUAUUGUUAUUAUUAUUAUGAAGUGUUAUGUUGUCUUUUUUUGAAUAAAAAGUGUUAUAUUGUCAUUGUGUGAUUUUAUUAACAAAUUUAGUAAUUUGUAAAAAAUAAAAAAGGUGGGCAACCCGGCGAACCACUUUUUGCCGCUUCUUUCUCUUCCAUUUUCCCGCCAGACAACCCACUCACCCUCCCCAAACCCCAAUCUUACUCAGCUUCUAUCUGCUGCUUCACUGUCAACCUGCAGCGUCAAGCUCCGCCAACGCGCCGACAAAAUGGACAUGGACUUUGAUAUUCCUCAAGCAGACGAGCUCGAAUGGCUCGAGGCCAACUCUAAUUUUCACGAAGAAGACGAGGUUCAACCUAGUUUCCAAUCUGACGAAGAACCAGCGCAAUCACCCCCAGGUUCCCCAUCGAUUUUGGCCGAUUCGAACUCCGGUCAGAAGCGUCUCCGUUCGGAAGUUUCAGAUUCGUCUAAUCACGGAGAGGAAGAAACUGCUGCCGUCAAAAUCGACCAGAAGAGAAGUAAAGUCGACGAUGGCGACGACGAAGACUGGCUCCGAUACUCUCCUCCACGAGACGGAGUUGUAGAGGACGAUGGGGAGAGGGUUGAUGUUCUGAUGGAAGGGAACAAAGAUGAGGAGGAGGAGGAGGAGGAGGAGGAGACGAUUGUGUCAAAAUACAUAUCUAAGAUUGAUGGCGACUUUUUUCCCGUGACUGCCCCGGGAGGCGAAGAUAGGGUUUAUGCGAAGUUAUGUGGAGUAGAAACGGAAGUGGUAUCGAAGAAAUUGAACUUCAAACCACAAUCAUGCGGUCUCUUAGUGGAACCUAUCAGUGUUCUCUUCGAGAAGGCUGAUCAAUUGGCUUUCAAUAAGGCAUUGAAAGCUACUGCUGAAGUUCAGGACGAUGCUGUGGUGUCUCAUGCAGGUGUUGUUCAUGAGAAGCUUUGGGUCGAUAAGUACGCUCCUAAUUCGUUCACGGAGCUGCUGAGUGAUGAGCAGACAAACCGAGAGGUUCUCUUGUGGUUGAAACAAUGGGAUUCUUGUGUCUUUGGAUCUGAAAUUAGAAGUACAACGGAUGAGGUUCUGUCUGCUCUUAAGCGUCAUUCAACUGUUUCGCAACAUCAGAAACAUUCUGAUACGUCUUUCACGAGGAAAGGCAGAGGGCAUAAAUGGGCUAAUGGGCAAGAUAGACGGUAUGAUAGGACGAACCAUGAAAAUGAUAACUCUAAACAAGUGCAGGACUUAACAGACAAGAAACCAAGGCCAAGUGGUACUCCAGAACAAAAGAUCCUUUUACUUUGUGGUCCUCCAGGACUUGGAAAGACUACACUUGCACAUGUAGCGGCUAAACAUUGUGGGUACAGAGUCGUGGAGAUAAAUGCAAGUGAUGAUCGGUCAUCAUCUAGUGUUGAAGCUAAAAUCCUUGAUGUGGUCCAAAUGAACUCUGUGACGGCAGACUCAAGGCCCAAGUGUUUGGUGAUUGAUGAGAUAGAUGGUGCUCUUGGUGAUGGUAGAGGUGCUGUGGAUGUCAUUCUGAAGAUGGUUUCUUCUGACAAGAAGGCAGAGACUGGGAAAGAUAAUCUUGCGAAAGGAGAACAAUCUGGAAGAAUAUUGUCCAAAAAGGGCCGUAAAACAAGUUCUCUAUCAAGACCCGUUAUUUGCAUAUGCAAUGAUCUAUAUGCUCCAGCCUUGAGACCAUUACGUCAGGUUGCAAAGGUUCACAUAUUUGUCCAACCUACAGUCAGCCGUGUAGUUAGCAGGCUCAAGUAUAUAUGUAACAAGGAGGGGAUGAAGACAAACGCCAUUGCACUUGCUGCACUUGCAGAGUACACUGAAUGUGAUAUACGGUCAUGCUUGAACACACUUCAGUUUCUCAACGGAAAGCAAAAGGCACUCAAUGUGUUGGAUAUUGGUUCGCAGGUGGUGGGUCGAAAGGAUCAGUAUAAAGGUGUUUUCGAUAUCUGGAAAGAGAUAUUUCAAAAGAGAAAAUUGAAGGUGGAAAGAAGAUACGCAAGUAGCUGUACCAGUACAUCUGAUGACUUUGAUUUUCUGAAUUCGCGGCUGUCCAAUCGUGGAGACUUUGAUACGAUUAUGGAUGGUAUUCAUGAGAACCUACUGCAUCUUCAAUAUCAUGAUCCAGUUAUGCAGAAGACAGUCAAGUGCAUGAAUAGUCUUGGUGUUUUUGAUGUAAUACAUCAAUACAUUAUGCGAACACUGCAAAUGCCUCUCUAUGUUUAUCAGGCUCCUCUAGCAGUAACUGUGCAUCGUAUUGUGGCACAAGUCCAAAGACCAAAUAUUGAGUGGCCAAAAUCUUAUCAAAGGUAUCGAACUAUGUUGACAGAGAAAGUAGAACUGUUGAGGGCUUGGCAGAGAAAAAUUCCACCACAUAUAUCUCGACAUUUAUCAACCAAGUCAUUUGCUGAAGAUUCAAUUUCUUCCUUGUUGCAUAUUCUAUCACCCUCAACUAUAAGACCGGUAUCAUUGCACUUGCUAUCUGAAAAAGAAAAGAAUGAUAUGGACCAGUUAGUUAACACGAUGGUGUCUUACUCCGUCACAUAUAAGAAUGUGAGGCCCAAUCUUCUCUCCAGUAAGCCCGAGCAAGAAGCAGCUGCAGAUGCAUCCACGCUUUCUUUUGAUCCUCCCAUUACAGAGUUUAUCAAUUUCAAGGGCAAUGGAUAUGCUCGUAAUACACUUCCCUUGGCCUUGAAGCAAGUUUUGGUUCAUGAGGUUGAGAAGAGAAGGAUUUUGCAAGUCAGCAAAUCCACACAUGAUGCUGAAGUGCUCAAUGAAGCAAACCUUGACAUGAGAGAAAGAGGGAACCUUAAAGAUCCCUCCAGCAUUAUGAAACAGACAGGAGCUUCUGCUUCCAAUGGAGAAAAAGGGAAGAAAGGAGUGAGCAUCCCAAUUUCAUCGGCGAUGUCGUCCAGCGUGGAAGCAAGUCACAUUUCUGUGCCUAAUGCAAAGUUAAAUAGUAGUGGGAACCCCAAGAAGAGUUCCAGCGGCGCUGCCAACUUCUUUGACAGGUUCAGGAAAGCAGGCAGCAGAGGUUCUCAGAAAACCGAGACUAUGGACCGUAAAGCUGCUACAUUGGAAAGAGAUUCACGACCAGUCUUAUUUAAGUAUAACGAGGGCUUCACCAAUGCUGUUAAAAGACCAGUGAAAAUGCGGGAGUUCCUGAUUUGAUUCAACCGUUGUGCUAAUGCUUAGAGGUAAUAGCGCACUUGGGUGUCAAGUCAUGCGAUAGAAAAUACUGACAAUCUUCUAAACUAUCCUUUUUCUCGUUAUGUAUGGUUAAGUUAAUUGCUUGUCUUACUGUUGUAGUGCAAGGAAGAAGCACUUUGCUCCCUUUUCAUCACCUGGUUAGGGCCUUGUAACUAAAAGAGUUCAACCCUUCUGCAAACUGUAGCUAUUUACAUCGAGC